Molecule: messenger RNA, 1056 nt
Organism: Caenorhabditis remanei
Lineage: Eukaryota; Metazoa; Nematoda; Chromadorea; Rhabditida; Rhabditidae
Exons: 6
Coding region: 1-1056 (351 amino acids)
Biological process (GO): sensory perception of chemical stimulus
Cellular component (GO): membrane
Molecular function (GO): transmembrane signaling receptor activity
Source: RefSeq, a predicted model, not a curated record
AUGAGCUCUCUCCUCACCCACAACAACAACUCAUCCCCGUCGCCAGAAGGAGUUAUUAAGAAUGUUUUGCAAUGUCUACUUCUAGUCUAUCUGUGCUACACAAUUCCAUCAUUCAUCGCAUAUCACAAAUGUCGGCAGUUCUUGUCGAAGGAAAGCAUGUCGAGCAGCUAUUUCAAUGUGAUAUUCACUAAUGAUUUUUGUAUUAACGUCGCUCUCUUCAUCAUCGACUUCCUCUUCACACGUCUUCCCAUCUCCGGUCUUCUCGUCGAUCUCCCAUCCUAUGUUCCCGAAGGAAUAGUUCUAACCAUCAUCUACUUUCUCUCCUAUUACCUAAUCUAUGCAAACUUCUACUCAAUCACUUUGAUUUGUAUUAAUCGAAUGUCUUCAGUGGUGUUCCCCUAUUCUUGUAACUCGUUCUGGCAGCGAUUCGUAACCCCUGCGAUCGCCUUGAUCUACAUCCUUCCUCUGCUCACCACCUGGCAAAUGUUCACCUACAAUCCGUAUUUUCUGGCACUGUACGAGAAUCGAUCCAACUAUCAAAUGGUAUAUAGAGCCAAUGUGUUAAUAACUUUCUUGGUGAGAACCUAUUACGGAGAUUUGAUGGAAAAGAGAGAAUUUCAGCCAAGAAACAGUGCAAGUUUAUGCUUCGCCUCAAUUCUGCUAUCAGUGGUUUGUGUGAUCGCGAAUGUUGUAACGAUCAUCAAAUAUAAAAUGACAGUGCAAUCAGUGAUGGCAACCAGUGGAGCUCAGAAAGCGUUCCAUCGAAAACGUACACGUCGAGUUGAGAUAGCAAUGUUCUCGGUUGCCCUGGUAGUUUGUCUCUCAUUGGUUCUUCAAGCUAUUUUGCAGGCCCUAAUCAUGAUCUACACCGGCUCUUCCACCUCCAUCCGUGCCACGUGUCAAGAUCUCCGUGCAUUCGCCCUCGACAUAGCCAUCUGUUGCCCUCCUUGGAUUCUCUACUACACUACAGUACACUCUCACAAGACUACGAUAUCAAACAGCUCUGCCGUUCAUUCUGGUGUUACGAUUCCAGCCAAAACUCAUGUGAUGUAUUAG